AUGACGUCAACGUCUCCCCUCGCAACACUUAUUGGCCUGCGCGCAACCACCGCCCCAGUCCCCUCCCUCGCCUCCACGUUCCUGAUCAGCAACUUCAUCUACGCGUACGCGAUCCUGUCAACGCGGUUCAUCAAACGACGGUAUAAGCUCGAUCAUAACAGCAGUCCUAGGGAAGACGUUGUAAAGUACGGAGAGGCAAUGGUUAGAGAGGGGAAGUUGAGCGCGGAGCAGUUGGCGAUGGUGAAGAGGUGGGAGGGCGCGCACGCUAAUGCCGUGGAGGGGUAUACGUUUUUUGCGCUGGGGUGGUGA
Messenger RNA from Lachnellula hyalina, 309 nucleotides. RefSeq lists its product as uncharacterized. The transcript has 3 exons. Bases 1 to 309 code for a protein of 102 amino acids. The record is from RefSeq and is a predicted model, not a curated record. Lineage: Eukaryota; Fungi; Ascomycota; Leotiomycetes; Helotiales; Lachnaceae.